Messenger RNA from Cryptomeria japonica (Japanese cedar), 1404 nucleotides. Its product is annotated as putative leucine-rich repeat receptor-like serine/threonine-protein kinase At2g24130. Gene Ontology annotation, molecular function: protein binding; ATP binding; protein kinase activity. The coding region runs from base 1 to 1404 and encodes 467 amino acids. Gene Ontology annotation, biological process: protein phosphorylation. Lineage: Eukaryota; Viridiplantae; Streptophyta; Pinopsida; Cupressales; Cupressaceae. The record is from RefSeq and is a predicted model, not a curated record. The transcript is spliced from 3 exons.
AUGGGAAAUUGUUCUCAGCUCUUACAUCUUCAUCUCACUGGCAAUCAGCUAAGUGGUAUGGUGCCUCAAGAAUUGGGAAUGCUAACUGUUCUAAGAAAACUACAUCUAGGAAGAAAUAAUUUAUCAAGUGGAAGUUCCACCACAACAUCUAUUUUGAACAUUCUUACAAACUGCUCCAAUCUCAAAGAACUCUAUCUCUAUCAGAACCAUUUCAGUGGCACUUUAUUACGGGCCAUAGGAAAACUCUAUCCUAACCUAUCAAAACUAUCCUUGAGAAGCAACAAUAUAACUGGUAAUGUACCAGAAGAAAUUGGCAACCUUACUGUGUUGACCAUUAUUUCUCUCGGCAAUAACAAUAUAAUUGGCAAAAUUCCGAAAGCACUAAGUCGUCUUGAAGAAUCUACAGUGGCUGGAAUAGAGCUUCAACAAACUACAAGGCACAAUUCCAGUAGAGUUUGGCAAGCUAGGGCAGGUAGCUUCAGUUCCGUUUACCGAGGACUGCUAUCUGAUAACACAUUGGUGGCUGUUAAAGUAUUCGAUCAGGAUCCUCAAAAUUCAUACAAGAACUUCUACAAAGAGUGCAGAAUACUAAGCAAAAUCAGACACCGCAAUCUGGUCAAAGUCUUGUCCUCUUGCUCAACGCCAGAAUUCAGGGCUCUGGUACUCCAGUUCAUGUCAAAAGGAAGCCUCGAACAACAGCUGCACCAAGAUUGCAGGUUGACUUCAAAGAUGAGAUUGAACAUCGCACUGGAUGUGGCACACGCAAUGGCAUAUUUACACCACGAUUGUUCUCCUCCUGUUGUUCACUGUGACUUGAAACCCUCAAAUGUUUUAAUGGAUGAGAACAUGACAACCCAAGUGGCCGAUUUUGGGAUUGCCCGUCUAAUGUCUUCCACCGAUUCUGCAAGCAGCAGCACAUCUAUGCUGAAGGGAACAGUAGGCUACCUUGCUCCAGAAUGUGGAUUGGGGGGACAAGCCACGACCAAGAUCGAUGUUUACAGUUUUGGUGUGCUCAUCCUUGAAAUGGUGACAAGAAAGAAGCCCACAGAUAAAAUGUUCAUUGGCAACAAAACUUUGCCCAGUUGGGUGAGAACAGCGUAUCCUGAAGCACUGGAGAACGUGGUGGACAGAGAAAUGGUAGGUGAUGAGUUGCAUGUGGAGGGAUUCAUGGAAUCCACAGAGCAGGGCAGGUGGCUGGUUAGUUUGAUUGGGCUGGCGUUACAAUGCACGAGAUAUAGUCCAGGGGAAAGACCAACAAUGAGAGAGGUGGAGGGCAUACUCGAAAGGAUUGUGUAUGGCACAGCAUAUGGCAAUUUAGAGGAGCAUCCAUCAGUGCAGAGUUUAUUAACACCAGUCAGGGGAUUAGGCCAUCCAAAUAGUGGUACAUCAUCUUCAUCCACUUAA